UUCAUAUGCAGCCAUUUGUCAGCCGAUUCGCAUCCACGGAAUCGUUACCCCUUUACCACGAGAAAUUAUAGAUGAGGACAAUGCUCGAGGGCAAAGGGGAGACACGACAAAGGAGGCUCAAUGUUUACAUACCGAAAAGUGGCUGUUGUUUUCAUGAAACUGUCCAAGUGUCUUUUAUCUGCUUGUAAGCAAUUGAAUUUGACAAAGCUGUUGAGAAACUGGUACUCAACUGAAAAAACGCGCGUGUGUGUGAAGUGUCAAAAUGGAUUCCUGGGAGAGUCUUGUUUUACAGUGGAUCAACUGUCUGUGGGAGACAAAUGGGGACCGCAUCGCCACUCUGGACCAGUUGGAGGAUGGAGUGGUCUAUCACAAGUUGAUUAGCCAAGUUAAGCCCUGGAGUUCCACGGAAUAUCAUGGCAGUGAGAAAGAAAUGGUUCUCCAGUUUUUACACGACGAGUACCCAAAGUUUUCACUGAAAAACAAAAACGAGAGACUCAGAAAGCUGUCGAUCGCAUCACUGGUACUGUCGCGGUUGUCGUUGGAGCCGAUUUUUCACAAAUCCCUCUGUGCCAAUUUAAGUGCUGACAUGCAGAUAAAAGUAAAGUUAGUGCUCGAAUCGGUGUACCCUUUGGGCAAGCAGGUGACAGAGGAGGAUUUUUUCAAGAUCUUCUCGCUGCAAAAAAAGCCAGACUUUGAGUCGCCAGCACUGAAGCCUAGAUUUUUGCUGGAGGAGUUUUUGAAAUCCCCCAUAAUGCGGACAGUCCACAGCGACAGUAAAAUUCAUGAACAAUCCAGGCAGUUAAGAAGAUUGAGAGCCGAGAUUGAGACCAUGUCCUAUGAGAAGUCAGAACUUGUGGAAGAUAUAAAAGCUCAAGAAAAACAGAUUAAAGAGUUGCAAAAGAAAUUGCAUGGCACCUUGAUUGAGUUGAAAGCGUUGCGUCAAGUUGAUCAUAAGGCUAAAGAAGCAGAUUUUUUCAGCAAAACUGGCAAUGGCACAUCCACAGAACUAACUUACAAGAGGGAAGUUCAGAGUUUGGAGAGCUACGUGUCUGAAUUGCAAAAUGAAAAUGUCCAGCUGCAGGAUGAAAAAAGUCACUUGGCCGACAAAGUCAAGAUUUACAAAGAAAAAUACAGUGCAAUGAAGAACGAAAAUCAUAGCAACAGAGAAGCCAUUGAAUCCAUGUUGCUUCAGUUAGAGAAAAAAGAAGAAGAGCUGGCCGAAUUGAAACUCAGGCAUGAAGAGUUGUGCAAUCAUUUGAAGGAAAAGUCAAAGGUAUUUUUAAAUAAUGUAAGCUGCGAGUACGAUGACAGAAGUAUGAAUGAGUCGUCUUUUAAUAAGUCUCUGAAUAAAAGUGAAACACUAAGCUCUGUAGUUGAUAUACAGCUGCAAGAGACUCGGAGGGACUUGAUAGCUAUGCAAAAUAACUUUAAGUAUAUAAAUUCAAUUCUUACCGUGCUCAUCGAAGAGUACAAUAAAUUGAAAAAACAAGCUAAAGUCUUGGCGAAUCAAAACUCUGAAGAUGAAGAAAGUCUCGACUCUUUUCAUGUAAGUAAAGACGUAAAAUCAUCUCUUGCAAAUGUCUUCAGAGAAGACUCAAAGAGAAUUAUUUUCUUCGAUCUUCUCAAUGGCUCUGUUACUCCUGUGGUAAAAUUAAAUAAUCUCACGAGCAUGAAAAGUAAGAAAAAAUACGCCAUGGAUUUACUCGAUUAUAAAGAAAAACUAAAAGUGACAUUUAAGUAUGGAGAAAAUCAUGUUGACAAAUUUACGUGUACUUUUUACGACGCUUUUUGGCAAAAGUACUGGAAUGGAAAUUUGUUUGUUCUCUUAAAAGUUAUACUUCAAGAAAUAACAAAGCUAAAGUUAGAAUCUGGCAAAGAAAAUGAUUUGGAUACGUCUCUGAUUAGUGUGACACAGUACAAAGGUUUUUCAUGUAAUGAAAUUUAUUCUGAAUUGUUAAACCUCGUAAAAAACAAUUGUAGCGUGAAGUUUAACGUCCCAAAGCCAAAAAAAUUAUCUAGUGUAUCUGUACAAACAGAUAAAAAAAAUUACUCUUCUACAACAGUUCAAACAGACGUAAAAAAUUAUUGUUCCUCGUACGUGCAAACAGACAAUAAGGAUUAUUCUUCAAAAGAAGCCCAAACGGAUGUGAAGAUUUAUUUUACUACAUCUGCUCAAACUGACACAAAAAAUUACUUUUCUACUUCCAUUCAAACGGAUGUCAAGGAGUAUUUGUCUAUACCGAUUCAAACGGAUGAAAAAAGUAAUUCAUCCAUCUCCAUCCAGACUGACAACGAUGACGAAGUUUCUUCAUUCACUCAGGAUGAGUUAAAAUCGCUACAAUCAACGUGGGUUCAGUUGUCUGACUCCAUACAAUCGGACUCAAAAAUUUUCAAGACUCUAUCACUAUUAAAUGAUAGCUGGAGCUUAGCAUUGAAAUCAUUUAAAGAAGUCUCUAAAAAUUAUGAAUCUCUGACGCAGCCAGAAUUGAAGGAACUUCUUACAGAAAAAGAUUCUAUUGAGAGUAACAUGAAAGAAAUUUACAGUCGAAAUCUUAAACUUUUAUCGAUGCAUCUCGCCUCCACCGUGCAGAUGGUUGCAACGUUGACGAAAGAUCUUAGCUUUGGAACGACUUCACUCUCCAAAGAGUAUGAUUCGGAUAUCACGAAAAACUUGACCAACGGAUUCUCAGAUGUUUUUACAAAUAUUGACUCGCCAGACAGUUCUAAAUUGAGUUUGCUGCAAAGAGAAAUAAAUGACGAAAUCUUCAAUGUUAGAGAAAAAAUAAACGAUUUUGAUUCUUCAGUUAAGUCUUACGAGGCAAAGUUGAGUUUAACACCUACGAAUAUUAAAGUUGAGAAGGAUAGUUUCAAGGACGAAGAACAUGAAAUCCCAACUAAACUGUCGAGCGAAGACAUCAGUAGAUCACCAGAGUUCCAACACUAUGUAAAAGAGCUCCACGAAAAGUACGAGACGAAGCUCGAAAAGAUGAAGGAGAAAAUGAAGUCUGCCUUCAACAAUCAGAUAACGAUCUUGAAAAAGGAGCAAGAAAUCGCCCUCAAGAACAAAGUGGACUCCCUUCAGUCAAAGUUCGAAUACCAAUGUCUCAGCCAUACAGAAGAAUUGAAGAAGUACAAGAAACACAUAGGCGAACUGACCACCCAGCUGUGGGACGUUGGUGAAAAGCUCAUCAUUGAGAAGCAAAAGAAGGAAGACUUCCACAAGAGGUUCAAAGACCUAAAAACCAAGUGCGAAAACAUCGAAAACCAACCCUUUGGUGGAACCACGGCAGUACCAACCAAGCCCAAGCCCGACAUGAACGUCUCACAGCUGUCCGACAUCACAUUCAGCAGCAAGAACAACAUCCAGCACGUCCGCGGCUUCCAGAUUAUGGGAAACGCUUUUAGUAACGAGGACGAGGAGGGCGAGGUUUUUGACACUACUUAUCUCACUGACAUGCAGAGGCCCCGGGAAAGCCUGUCGACAGUCGAUGUCAACCGGCUAUCGAUCUUGCAGCUGAGAAACUCCAAGUGCAAGCCGCACCUCAAGUCGUCCUACCCUACUGAAGUGCAGCACCUGCCGGCUACUCUGACCGAGGAUGACAUCAAGAGUGGAAAUCCGGAAGAGUUUCUGAACGACAGUUUGAGUCAGAGUUUGCUGACUGGUGAGAAGGUCAAGAGAAAGGUCAGGUCGAGGAACAAUUCAGAGACACCGAGACGAAGCCGCAGGUUCAGCAAUAUAUUCCGUAAGCCUAGAAUCUCCGUGGAUCACAAGUGACCAAGUUGCAGCUGAUGAAGAUGACAUUUCGAUGUACAGUGUAAAUUAGUUCACGCCUUUUUAUAUUCGAACCAUUUAGUUUGUACUUGUCGCCACACAUUUUUUUUUUG
Copidosoma floridanum is the source of this 3885-nucleotide messenger RNA. RefSeq names its product mushroom body defect (gene mud). The record is from RefSeq and is a predicted model, not a curated record. NCBI's taxonomy places the organism in Eukaryota, Metazoa, Arthropoda, Insecta, Hymenoptera, Encyrtidae.